This is a messenger RNA of Anarrhichthys ocellatus (wolf-eel), 1923 nucleotides long. RefSeq names its product cell division cycle 37, HSP90 cochaperone. The record is from RefSeq and is a predicted model, not a curated record. Gene Ontology annotation, biological process: protein folding; protein stabilization. The coding region runs from base 283 to 1434 and encodes 383 amino acids. Gene Ontology annotation, molecular function: heat shock protein binding; protein kinase binding; protein-folding chaperone binding. Gene Ontology annotation, cellular component: cytoplasm. The transcript has 8 exons. NCBI's taxonomy places the organism in Eukaryota, Metazoa, Chordata, Actinopteri, Perciformes, Anarhichadidae.
AUGACGCACUCACGUCAAACGGAAAUUUGCAGCUGCAAUUCUUUCUAGAAAAUCUGAAGCCGUUUGUCGCUAGCCCGCUCCAGGUCGGUCUAUCGAAGUUUAUCUGGGCUUGAACACAGCCGGCCGCCGCGUUGAAGACUAACACACGUAUCUGGAAAAAAGUGCGUAGUUUGUGUGUUAUCUGCCUUUUGUAGGUCGGAGGUCCCGGUUCUCCUCGUUUAGCGCACUAACUUCACGUUAGCCGAGUCAUCUCCGGAGCUAACGCUGUGAGGCUCUAACGUCAUGUCGAGAAUAGACUACAGCGUGUGGGACCACAUCGAGGUGUCAGACGAUGAAGAUGACAUCCACCCCAACAUCGACACACCCAGCCUCUUCAGAUGGAGACACCAGGCUCGUGUGGAGCGAAUGGAAGAUUUUGAGAAAAAAGGCGAAGACUUGAAGAAGGCACAUGUCGAAUGUCGGCGUAAGCUGGCGGAGGCACAGAAGAAAAUACAAGAGCUGACUAUUUCAUCGACCGAUGACGCCAAAGCAGAGCUGGGCAAAGCGCAGGCCGAGGAGAAGAAGCUGAAAAAGGAGGAGCGGGAUUGGGAGAAGAAGUCGACGGAACAUAACCGGGAAGAGAAGAAGAUGCCGUGGAACGUCGACACGCUCAGCAAGGAGGGUUUCAGCAAGAGUGUUGUCAAUCUCAAACCUGACUCUGCUGAUGAGACCGAAGAAGACAAGGAGCGAAAGCACAAAACCUUUGUGGAGAAAAAUGAGAAGCAGAUCAAACAUUUUGGCAUGAUGCGACGUUGGGACGACAGCCAGAAGUACCUCUCUGACAACUCUGAUCUAGUGUGUGAAGAGACCGCCAACUACCUGGUCAUCAUGUGCAUCGACCUGGAAGUGGAGGAGAAACACUCAUUGAUGGAGCAAGUGGCUCAUCAGACCAUCGUCAUGCAGUUCAUUCUAGAGUUGGCCAAAAGCCUCAAGGUGGACCCUCGCGGCUGCUUUCGGCAAUUCUUUGCCAAGAUCAAGACCGCAGAUCAGCAGUACCAGGAUGCUUUCAACGACGAGCUGGACUCAUUUAAGGAGCGGGUUCGGGGCCGGGCGAAGAUCCGCAUCGAGAAGGCCAUGAAGGAAUACGAGGAAGAGGAGCGACAGAAGCGCCUGGGACCUGGAGGACUCGAUCCUGUGGAUGUGUACGAGUCCCUGCCAGCUGAGAUGCAGAAAUGCUUUGAUGAUAAAAACAUCCAGCUGUUACAAGAUGUUAUUAGCAAAAUGGACCCGACGGAGGCGAAGGUUCACAUGAAGCAGUGCAUAGAAUCGGGCCUCUGGGUCCCCAACUCCAAGACAGACGACGGGGAUGAGAAAGAGGAAGACGGUACCUACGAGGAGGUGAAACAUGAGCCCGAGGAGGUGAAACAGGAGCCCGAAGAACCGAAGAAGGAAUGACCAACAUUGAUCCCACGAUAUGUUUCCGCAAUGUACCCACCUACUGUAUUGCGCCCCCACAAUGUGUAUGACUAGUUUGCCAAUCAUGGAACAAUGAUAUAACUUCUGUAAAAUGCUAAACUGAGACAUGAGGUAUUAGUGUUCAGCUAGCUGCACAACUCCGUCACAUCAGUAACUCCUGCUGCUCGUGUUUAGGACUUUUAUUUGUUUGGACGUCGGCUGUAUUCUUCCAUGUACUCGUAUGCACCCGUCGGUCUGUGUGGGAGAGCCGGCCUGCUUCACUUGUGCUGUCGUAUGGUUAAAAAUGUUCCAGACGUUUUCAGGUUGUGCAUUUAUUGAAUUGAAUGGAAGGGUUUACCAAAUUUGUGAUUUGUUUUGUUCGACUUUUAAGGCUUUAGCGAUCGAUGUAUUCAGCUGGUUGUUUCCCAGAAGUGACAUUUUCUACGAACUUGCUUAACUAAUGGUUGAAUUAUAUCCAACUACUCAAAA